CAGCUUACUAAAUUUUCCAUUGCAAAAUCUGGACCUUGUAUCAUUUGACUUGACGUUACUGGCUGAUGGAAACCGGAGUUGAUAACAAAAAAACAGGUGAACAUGAUUUUCAACAGGCAUCUCAAUUAAAGGAAGAAGAACAAGAAAGAACAAACAAUAGCAAUUUGGAUGAAGCUCAUCCUUCAUCACCAUCACAAUCCCGAAAACCAUCUAGUGCACUGGAAUCAUCACAAAGCAAACCAUCUGCAUCUGAGACUAUCCCCACAAAUGUUGAAUCACAAACACCAGCAGAAUCUGGUGAAGAUGAUGUUCCCAAUAGUUCUAUGCCAAAACAUGAACAUGGUGAUGUGGUAGUUAGGGCAAACAACCAAGGAGCAGAAAUACAAAACCCUCCAGUGCAAGUGAUGGAGCGUUCAGGUGAAUCAGGAGCCUCUCCUCGGUAUGUUUUUCCAUCCCAUGUCUUCUCAAAUAGCAACGCAAACUCCACGGUGGAAUGGAGCACUGCCUCCACUGAAUCACUGUUCAGCAUCUACAUGGGAAACAUGAGCUUCUCAAAUGAAUUGAUUUGUUUUAAAUCCGGAGAGUUGGAUAAGCCUGGUGAUGUAUGCAUGCAUGAUCAGACUAAUGCUUCACCAACUCACCAGCCAGAUGCCCAAGCAGAAAACAAAUUCAAUGAUAUCAGCAAAAGAACUUAUGAACUGCAGUUACUACACGAAAAAAGUUCGAAGGCUGCUGAAGCAAAAGCUGCUGAGACAAUGAGAGAGGUUAUAAUGGAAAGUAGUCAAACCACAGAGAAUGUUGGUAAAGGGGAUGAUAAGGCUUCCAAUUUCCAUCGCCAGUCAAAUGGCAGCGCCAGUUCCUACGCGUUUCAAUCGUCGAAAGGUCGAGAUAGAAGUGUUUCAUCCAAGGGUGCUGGAGAGAAGCAAAAUCAACAGAAGCAGCCAGAUGAAGAUGAAGCACCAAGUGCAGCUGAUCAGGCCCCGAAAUCAUCCACAAAUGCACCUAAUAAAUGGCUGAAUUGCUUUUCGUGCUGUAUUUGCUGUAAUUAGGACACAUUAAGAGAUCAUUACAAUACAUCAAAGUCUCUUGUCUUUUGACAUAACCGUUAACCAUUUCUAUGUCUUAUUAAGUUAGCACCAUGCACAAUCUACAUAGCAGGGUAGCUCUAGUCAGUUAGUUUUAAUUCUACUUUUAUUUGUCAUGUUUCUUCUGUACAAUCCUAGUUUUGAAAUCAGAGUCAAAAUUUCUUAUUUACUUUGUAUAAUAGGUUGUUAGUUUAAUAGUAGUAUUAACAGGUUAACAAAGAAACACCAGAGGUAAUUCUCAUGGUAUUCCAUUGCAAGCUUGUAAUCUCC
This is a messenger RNA of Glycine soja, 1355 nucleotides long. RefSeq lists its product as uncharacterized. NCBI's taxonomy places the organism in Eukaryota, Viridiplantae, Streptophyta, Magnoliopsida, Fabales, Fabaceae. The record is from RefSeq and is a predicted model, not a curated record. The transcript has 2 exons. The coding region runs from base 66 to 1049 and encodes 327 amino acids.